AUGACUGAUUAUACUGCAAUUUUUCAACCUUUUUUGGACCUGUUUAAUCAAGGACAGGUACAAACGGUUCUAUUAGCAUGGCUUCCAUCAAAGAUAGGACCAUAUCUAUCUGGAAUAAUGGCAGUAGACAUGUUUGUAACCACAGUCAUAGCUUCGGGACUUACUGUAUUGUGUGCAGCAUUAUAUGCUAUGUCACAAACAUUUCUUACAGGUUCAGUUUGGAAUAGAAAUUUAGUAACCGUACAAGUCGAGUAUUAUGUUACUGGUACAUAUGGAGAUCAAUAUACUAGCACAUUUUACGAAGCUUUGUCAUGGCUCAUUUCCAAACAAACCAAAAAAUUGGAUAAAGGAUCAUUCAUUGUUCAACCCACUAAUGAUACGGUUUCUCAAGAAGAUGAGGAUGAUGAAUGUGCACCACCUGCUUUUAACAUCCUUCCCGAAAAGAAUCAACAAAUUAGUAUUAAAUAUAAUGCAAUGCCUUCAAUUUAUUUAACAACAACUGAAGAUUCAAAAACUAAUGUAGAUUCAAUUUCCGAAUUUAUCAAUGAUGUGACACGGUCAUACCUUGAAACACAACAAAAGGAUAAAAUACGUGCGAGAUACGAACGUACUGACGGAUAUUGGUAUAGAGUACAAAGUUUAUCAUCGAUUAGAGGAUUGGAAACGGUAGCUUUAGAUGAAAAACAAGAACAAUUAUUGAAAAAAGAAUUGGAUACAUUUGUUAAUGAUAAAGAAUUCUAUGGAAGGAUUGGCAUGCCUUAUAGACGUGGAUUUAUUUUAUUUGGAAGACCAGGAACGGGAAAAACCAGUUUGAUAAACGCAAUAUCUUCACAUUUAUCACGAGACCUUUAUUAUAUUAAUCUUAAAAAUAUAAUAAGUGAUAAUGAAAUGAGUGCAGCAUUUAGUUCAGUACCAUCUAAUCAAAUAAUUGUCCUCGAAGAUGUUGAUGCACAAUCAAAAAUUCUUCACAAAAGACGUAGUGAUGAUGAUGAUAAAUAUUCCAAAGGAAUUUCAUCCAAUGACAAUAAUAAAGGGGGUAAAGGAAGUGGAUCAGGAUUUUCGAUGAUUAGUUUAUCAAAUUUCCUCGGAUGUUUAGAUGGUCAUAUAUUAUCUGAAGGUAAUAUAAUAAUUAUGACCACAAAUCACGUUGAACAUCUGGAUCCUGCUUGCAUCCGCCCUGGUCGUAUGGAUGUACAUUUGAAUCUCGAAUAUUGUACACAUUAUCAAAUAAGAAAAAUGUAUCGCAGUAUCGUUGAAAAUCAAAAAGCAGAAUUUCCUGAAAAUGUUUUACAAAAAAUUCCAGAAAAUUUAUUACCUCCUUGUGAAGUUAUGAUGACUAUGGUGUUGUACAGAAAUGAAAUCAGUCAUAUCCCUGAAAAAGUUUUGGAAUUGGUUGAGAAAUAUAAAGGUAUGAAACCUGAAGACAUUGCAAAACAGAUGGAAGAAGAAGCACGCCGAAUUGAAGCUGCUUCUAAACAAGCCGAAAAUGAGGAAACUAAAUCUGAAGAAACUAAGUCUGAAGAAACUAAGUCUGAAGAAACUAAAUCCGAAGCAACUAAAUCUGAAGAAACUAAAUCUGGAGAGACCAAAGCAGACGGGGUUAAAUCAGAAGAAACUAAAACUGAGGGAAUUAAAUCCGAAGAAACCAAAUCUGAAGCAACCAAAAAUGAUGAGGUUAAAUCUGAGGAAACCAAGGUUAAUAAAACUGAAGAUGAAGAAAAGAAAAAGAAAGAAACUUUAACAGUUGAAAAUGCUAAAAGUAAAUUGAGUUCAGUUAGUAUGACAAGAAGUUCUAGUAAUCGUAGUGAAACAACUUGUAUAAACGAUGAAGAAAAUGGUGGUAGCGGUAAUACCACCGAUGUUGAAGUAGAUGAUAUUCAAACAACUAAUAUAAAACUUGAACCAAUAAUAACAAAAGACACAACUUCACAAAUUCAAAUAUAA
This is a messenger RNA of Cetraspora pellucida, 1944 nucleotides long. Lineage: Eukaryota; Fungi; Glomeromycota; Glomeromycetes; Diversisporales; Gigasporaceae. The record is from the annotation of a GenBank genome assembly.